UAGUGAUGAUCAAGAUCAUUCCUACAGGGCUUGGAGGAAAGCUAUCAUGCUGGUGUGGAGAGCAGCAGCUAGUCACAAGUGUGCAAAUGUGUUCCUGAACCCAGUCACUGAUGAGAUAGCACCAGGCUACAGCAGUGUCGUGUUCCGUCCGAUGGAUUUAUUCACAAUCAAGAAACAUAUUGAAAGCGGGGAAAUACGCAGCACACAAGAAUUCCAACGUGAUAUGAUGCUGAUGUUCAAUAACGCCAUUAUGUACAACAGCUCCGAUCAUCAUGUGUACUUGAUGGCCAAGAAUAUGCAAAACGAUGUGAUGGGUCAUAUUGAGGAUUUUAUUGCCACCCAGAUCAUGGUGCCACAGACAGAGUCUGGGAAAGUGUUGCGAGCGAGAGAGACACCUUCGAGAAGAGAUGCCGCUGAUAAGGUGUGUUAUUAACAGCUAUUUUAUUUUUAAACUGAUAACUUAUGGGAAUCUAUAGUUAGGUGGCUCAGUUGCCUAGUUUGUAAUCCACUAAUCACCAUGGGUUCAAAUUAUUUUCAGAAGUAUAACUGAUAUUCAAAGAAAGUUACUAAAACUAAAAACUAGUUCUCUUUUUAUGCCUAAUUUAACCUAUAACAAAGUCAGUUUUCUCCUUAAUAUAGCUUUUUCUACAAAUACAAUUAUUUUCACUAAGCCUAAUUCAUCUUUCCCCAUUAUAAACCUAACCUAUGGUACAGCUAAACAGAAUUGUUGUCUCUAAGCCUAACUUAACUUACAAAUCAAUCCUAUUUAGCCUUAUCAUACGAGUGUCUCUCAAAGCCAAACUUAAUCUACAAAUCAAUCCUAUCAUAUUUAGCCUCAUACGAGUGUCUCUCUAAGCCUAACUUAAGUUACAAAUCAGUCAAUGCUAUUUGGCCUCAUCAUACAAGUGUCUCUCUAAGCCUAACUUAACUUACAAAUCAGUCAAUGCUAUUUGGCCUCAUCAUACGAGUGUCUCUCUAAGCCUAACUUAACUUACAAAUCAGUCAAUGCUAUUUGGCCUCAUCAUACGAGUGUCUCUCAAAGCCUGACUUAAAUUACAAAUCAGUCAAUGCUAUUUGGCCUCAUCAUACGAGUGUCUCUCUAAGCCUAACUUAAUCUACAAACAGGCUGCUUACAAAUCAAUCCUAUCCUAUUUAGCCUCAUCAUACAAGUUCUAAAUCUUAAUGUAUUUGCAUCUUGUAAUUGGCAUUUUAUCCUUAGGGAUCGAGACUUAUCAACAAAGUCAUAGACAUGUUUUAAUUUGUAUUGGUUUGCCUAAGUAGUGGCUUUGGGCAAGAAACUUUGUGUUUUUCAGGAAAAUAUAUUGGUGCCAAGCAGGAAGGGAACGAUUUGCAAUGCAAUUAUUCUGGUGCUAUAUAAGGUGCACAACUGGGAAUAUCCUCAAGGAGCAGAUAAAGUUACAAAUGUUACAUGGCAUUUAAUGUAUCCAAUUACCUCAAUUUUAUAUAUUGUUUGUUGGUCCGCGCGAAGCACUGACCUACAGCAUCAC
Molecule: messenger RNA, 1508 nt
Organism: Anneissia japonica
Lineage: Eukaryota; Metazoa; Echinodermata; Crinoidea; Comatulida; Comatulidae
Product: bromodomain-containing protein 8-like
Exons: 3
Coding region: 47-433 (128 amino acids)
Cellular component (GO): NuA4 histone acetyltransferase complex
Molecular function (GO): protein binding
Source: RefSeq, a predicted model, not a curated record